This is a messenger RNA of Eurypyga helias (sunbittern), 1712 nucleotides long. Its product is annotated as cell surface glycoprotein MUC18-like. Gene Ontology annotation, biological process: angiogenesis. The record is from RefSeq and is a predicted model, not a curated record. Gene Ontology annotation, cellular component: plasma membrane. NCBI's taxonomy places the organism in Eukaryota, Metazoa, Chordata, Aves, Eurypygiformes, Eurypygidae.
CUGCAGCCAGCAAACUGGAGGUCUCCAUGCCGGCAGUAGUCGAAGUGGAGAGUGGGGGCACGGCCCGGAUCGAGUGCAACUUCUACAUCCCUGGAAAUGGUUCCUACGCCUACAUCAACUGGUUCUACGUGAAUCGACCGCAACAGCCGUGUGAGGCUGUGCCGCAUCAGGACGGCGAGAUCGUGGAGGAGAACCUGGAGUACAAGGGGCGUCUGUCGGUGGGGGAGGACAAAGCCCUCUCCAUCAGCAGGGUGACGGUGCAGGAUGCCAGAACCUUCGUGUGCCAGGUCGAGGCGGGCAGCCACGGCGUGCACGAGAACCGCACUCAGCUCCAGGUCUACAAGGUCCCCGAGGCCCCUGAGAUCAAGGCCAACCAAGGAGGCAUCUCCGUGCAGAGCACUGGUGUCUCGGAGAUUGCCCAGUGCAUAAGCAAGAACGGCUUCCCGCCCCCCAACAUCACAUGGCACAAGAACGGGGAGCAGCUGGAGCCAGAGGAGAAGGUGGUGAAGAUCCCAGCCACGCUGACCCGCGAGUCGAGCGGGCUGUACACGGUGAGCAGCGCCCUCCUGGCCCACGUCACCCGGGAGGACCGUAACUCCGUCUACCACUACCCUGCGCAGCACGUGAAGCUGAAGGUCAUGCCGUCCGCGGCGCUGGUGAAGGAAGGGGAUGACGUGAAGCUGGUCUGCGAGGCUGACGGGAACCCGGCGCCCGUCUUCAGCUUCUAUAAGAGAGAGCUGGAGAACAGCUGGCAGGACCUGACGUCCCUGGCAGACACCAACAGCGGGGUGCUGAACUUGCAUGGUGUGAAUAAGAGCAGCAGCGGCCUGUACAGAUGCCAGACUCUGGACUUGGAUGAUAUGGAACAGCUGGAGAAGGAUGUGGAGCUUUUUGUGAACUACAUCGAUGGGGUCCAUGUGAAGAUGGAGCCAUCCUCACCCCUUCAUGAAGGGGAUACUGUGAAGCUGAGCUGCAAUGCCCACAGCCCUGUGGCCCUGAACUACCAGUGGAGGGAUGAGAAGGGCAAGAAGGUUGCAGAAGGGAACCAGCUCGUUCUGAGCAACCUCACCUUCGAAACUUCCAGCAACUUCAGCUGCAAGGUGAUCGCGCCAAGCGUGCCGGGGUUGGAACAGAGCAAGCAGGUGGCCGUGGCUGUUCAGGGGAAGCCGCGGAUCGUCGCCAUCAGUUCCCCGCUGUAUGUGCGGCAGGACGAGGUGGUGAACCUGACCUGCAAGGCCAUCGCUUUCCCCAGGCCCUCUGUCCAGUGGAAUAUCAACGGGACGGCUCACGAGUAUGUUGAAAACCAGCACGUUGCCAGCAACCUGACGGUGCGUGUGAACCACGACCUGCUGCGGGCAGGAGCCAUGUGCAGGGUCUCCAACGCACUGGGUGUCAGCGAGAAGCACAUCCAGCUGCUGGAUCAACAGACAACGGAGAGCAAAGGGGUGAUCAUUGUGGCGAUCAUCGUCUGCAUCCUGGUGGUGGCUGUGCUGGGGUCUGUCAUCUACUUCCUGCACAAGAAAGGCAAGAUCCCAUGUGGCCGCGCUGGGAAACAGGACAUCACAAAGCCAGAGGCACGUAAAGACAAGAAUGUAGUUGAAGUUAAGUCAGAUAAACUUUCCGAAGAGGCGGGGGAUGAGAUGAGUCUCCUGGGCCAUGUGCUGAGCUCACCAGGGGCCGAGAGCCGCCUGGGCCUUGAGCAACUAUUCACA